AAAAUCAUCGUCACCACAUAUUUAAAAGCUCUAGUUCAUUUUUACCUCUGUGACUUUCUAAUAGGUCGCGCGUUCGAGUUUCUUAAUCAGGAUAAGUACGUAUGGCACUAAGAAAGUAUACGAGAUUGAUGCCAGAAUGGGACCGAGAUAAACAGGAGAAGAUAUGGAAAAAGCAGUCAAUUCACAAACUUCCUGCACGAAUUACUGAUCUGAACAAGAAUGCUUACCAGCCUCGGGUGGUCUCCUUCGGUCCUUACCACCACGGUAAACCAAAUUUGCUGGCAAUGGAAACCCACAAAACAAGGGCUCUAAUUUGUUUCUUGAAAAGAGCAAACAUCGAUUUCAACAGCUGCGUCGACAAGUUUACAUAUACCGGGAGCAGUUUGAAGGAUGCGUAUGACGCUUUGGAUGAGAAGUUUCAAGGUGAUGGUGCGGAUCACUUCAUGGAUAUGAUGAUAAGGGAUGGUUGUUUUAUGCUCGAAAUGUUGCUUCACUACUGCGAAGAAAAACGGCCAAGCGUUUACACAGAGAGCGAUCCGAUUUUCGGUAUCAAUGGCAAGUAUUUGGUGCCUUACAUCAAGCGUGACAUGUUGAUGCUGGAGAAUCAGUUGCCAAUGUCGCUUCUUCACGCGUUGCUUCCUUUAGCAUAUAAAGAAGCCCCCAAGGGACGGGGGCCGCUGGUACGCUAUAUGAACAAUCUCAUAAUCAAAUUCUGUUGUCCCCGCAACCAAGGAAUGGAAUUGGGAGAAUGCAAACAUAUCCUGGAUGCUUAUCGUAAAAGCCUACUAUUACUGGAUCCCAAUCAGCCAAUUUCCGAGGACAAGAAAGAUUCAGAGCAGCCAUUACUCGAUCCCAGUCAGCCAACUUUGGAGAAGAAGAAAGAUCCAGAGCCAUCGAUAAGACCAAUACUCAGUGAACAUGCAAGACCAGAACAAAAACUAAAAGCCCCGCAAGAAGUACAAUAUCCAACUCCAAGGCCACAGGAACUUGUUAACAAAUUCAGGAGGCCUCUGAAAUCGAGCCCAUUCCUACCAGAUUCAUGGAGAGUAAUAGACCAAAUUCCAUCAGCAACGAAGCCUCGUGAAGGCAGCAUCGGAAUUCAACAGAGGGGUACAGAGCAAUUGAACCCACCACGAGGACAUCAUUCAUUGACAGUAAUAGACCAAAUUCCAUCAGCAGCAACGCUUCGUGAAGCCGGACCCAAAGUUCAAAAGAGCAAAGCAGAGAAACUGAGCCCACCAGGACAGCAUUCGUUAACAGUAAUAGACCAAAUUCCAUCAGCAACAGAACUUCUUGAAGCCGGAAUCAAAAUCCAACAGAGCAAAACAGAGAAGCUCACUGAUGUCUCCUUCCAAGGCGGAGUUCUUCGGCUCCCUCCAAUCAUAGUGGAUGACAUGACAGAACCCGUGUUCCAAAACCUCAUCGCCUUCGAGAUGUUCCAUCAUGGGAUAGGGAACGAAGUGGCAUGUUACGUCGCGCUCAUGGACGACAUUAUAGACAGUGCCAACGACGUGAAUCUCUUGCAUUCUCAGGGGAUCAUUUACGUUAAUGGGCUCGGAAGUCAUGAAACCUUGGCCAAGAUGUUCAAUUCACUCACGAAAGAUGUCCCGAUUGAUCUGUGGAGUAAUAACCCUAUUAACCAGGUCCGAAGGGAUGCGGCUCAGUACUCCAGGAAGCCAUGGAACCAAUGGCGGGCUAAUCUAAUGCAUACUUACUUCAAGAAUCCAUGGACAACAUUGUCCCUUAUUGCUGCUUUUGUAAUUCUCGUACUCACCGUCAUUCAAACAAUAUUCACUGCUGGCCAAUACUACCAGAAUGGCAACUAGGGAAUGGCGUUUUGCAAAUGAUCAUUACGUUGGUUUUGUGGACAUUUGUCGUGAUUGUUGUAACAAAGUAAAGUACUAUGAACUAAUUAAUUAAUAAAAC
Oldenlandia corymbosa var. corymbosa is the source of this 1926-nucleotide messenger RNA. The record is from the annotation of a GenBank genome assembly. NCBI's taxonomy places the organism in Eukaryota, Viridiplantae, Streptophyta, Magnoliopsida, Gentianales, Rubiaceae.